Nycticebus coucang (slow loris) is the source of this 5766-nucleotide messenger RNA. It is a transcript of the gene ZBTB46, whose product is annotated as zinc finger and BTB domain containing 46. Gene Ontology annotation, biological process: regulation of transcription by RNA polymerase II. NCBI's taxonomy places the organism in Eukaryota, Metazoa, Chordata, Mammalia, Primates, Lorisidae. The coding region runs from base 1274 to 3037 and encodes 587 amino acids. The record is from RefSeq and is a predicted model, not a curated record. Gene Ontology annotation, molecular function: protein binding; DNA-binding transcription factor activity, RNA polymerase II-specific; RNA polymerase II cis-regulatory region sequence-specific DNA binding. The transcript has 7 exons.
CUGCUUCAAUGAUUUAGAAAAAAUAACCCUUACUUGUGGGCACUGUCAUUGUGGGAGGAUGCAUUAUUUACAAAUACUGUUCAACCACAUUAAAUUUUUUUUUUUUUUGAGAUAAAGUCUCACUAUGUCACCCUAGGUAGAGUGCAGUGGCAUCACAGCUCACAGCAACCUCAACCUCUUGGGCUUAAGCCAUUCUCUUGGCUCAGCCUCCCAAGUAGCUAGGACUACAGGUGCCUGCCACAAUGCCCAGCUAUUUUUUGUUGCAGUUGUCAUUGUUGUUUUAGCUGGCCCAGGCCAGUUUUGAACCCGCCAGCCUUCGUGUAUGUGGCUGGCUUUGUAACCACUGUGCUACGGGCACCAAGCCAAACAACCACAUUAAAUUUUAAGAGUGAACUUUUCAACAUUGUCCUAAUGUGGGGUUUUUCAAAUUAAGGAAAUUGGGACACUUUGUCCCUGUAGUCUGUGUUUCUGGGACACUGUACACUUGCUUGCUCCAUUCUUUAUCAGAGGUCUCAGACCAGCCUCUGAGAGCUGAGGAGACCCACUUAAUGUGUGGCAUCUAGAAAGUGCCACAAGCCUCGGAACUUGAGCUUAUCCCUCAUAGUGCUGAUGCUCGUGCUCAGGCACCUAUGCUAAAGCCAGAGGAAAGUUCCAGAAACCCUCGCUCCUUCCCAGCCUGUACCCUGGAGUCACAGCGCAUGUGGCACCCUGUUCUGGGGGCUUCAUGUCCUUGCCCAAGUUAUAUUCUCCCAGAACUGUGAUCUGGUUUUAUUUUUUUGGAGGCAGAGUCUCACUCUGUCACCCUGGGUCGAGUGCUGUGAUGUUCUAGCUCACAGUAACCUCAGACUCCUCGGUUCAAACGAUUCUCCUGCCUUAGCCUCCCAAGUAGCUAGGACUAUAGGUACCCACCACUAUGCCCGUCUACUUUUUCUAUUUUUAGUAGAGAUGGGUUCUGGAUGUUGCUUGGGCCGAUCUUGAACUCCUGAGCUCCGGUAAUCCACCCACCUCGGCUUCCCAAGGUGCUGGGAUUACAGUCACCUGCCAAGUAUGUCCUGGGCCUGGAGAGCAGAGCUAUGAGUCUUCCUGGGGCAGAAGAACCACACCUCUGACCAAAAAUUCCAUGCUCCCAGGCUGGGCUAUUCCUUGUUGAGCACCUGCGGGGUGGCUGAUGCUGCUGCUUUCCAAACAGCAGCUGCUGAGAUGAUGGCACAUCUUCCUGUGGACUUGUCUCCAGACCCAGAGUCCAUAGAGGAGGCGACACCAGAACUUCCAAAUGAACAACCGAAAGGAAGAUAUGGAGAUCGCAUCCCACUAUCGCCACCUGCUCCGUGAGCUGGAUGAGCAGAGGCAGCAUGGCGUGCUGUGUGAUGUCUGCGUCGUCGUGGAGGGCAAGGUCUUCCGGGCACACAAGAAUGUCCUGCUCGGCAGUAGCCGCUACUUUAAGACGCUGUACUGCCAGGUCCAGAAGACUUCCGACCAGGCCACUGUCACUCACCUGGACAUCGUCACAGCCCAGGGUUUCAAGGCCAUUAUCGACUUCAUGUACUCCGCCCACCUGGCCCUCACCAGCAGAAAUGUCAUCGAGGUGAUGUCUGCUGCCAGCUUUCUGCAGAUGACGGACAUCGUGCAGGCAUGCCACGACUUCAUCAAAGCUGCUCUGGACAUCAGCAUCAAGUCGGAUGCCUCUGAUGAGCUUGUGGAGUUUGAGAUGGGUGCCCCGGCCGGUAGCAGCACAGAAGCGCUGAUCUCCGCCGUGAUGGCGGGAAGGAGCAUCUCCCCAUGGCUGGCUCGGCGAACCAGUCCUGCCAAUUCCUCUGGAGACUCAGCCAUUGCCAGCUGCCAUGAGGGGGGUAGCAGCUGCGGGAAGGAAGACCCAGAGCCCAAGGCCGACGGCCCCGAUGACAUUUCUUCGCAGCCCCUGUGGGCUGGAGAUGUGGGCUUUGGGCCUUUGCACAUCAAGGAAGAGCAGAUUUCGCCACCUCAGUAUGGAGGCAGCGAGCUACCCUCUGCCAAGGACAGCACAGUGCAGAACUCCUUCUCAGAGCAGGGUGCUGGGGAUGGCUGGCAGCCCACAGGCCGCAGGAAGAAUCGGAAAAACAAAGAGACUGUCCGGCACAUCACGCAGCAGGUGGAGGAUGACAGCCGGGCCAGCUCCCCAGGGUGCCCUUUUCUCCCAACGCCAGGUUGGCCCUUCAGCAGCCGAGACCCGAGUACGGACAUGACUGUGGGAGAAGCUAGCAGCUCUGACAGCCGCGGGGAGAGGCCAGAGCUCUACACACAGGUGGAUGAGGGCCUCCUGGGGGGAGAAGCUGGCUUCCUGGGCCCACCCCUCACCCUGGAGAAGGACGAUGCACUGCACCAGGCGACCGCCGUGGCCAACCUGCGUGCAGCACUCAUGAGCAAGAACAGCCUGCUGUCCCUCAAGGCCGACGUGCUGGGGGACGAUGGCCCUCUACUUUUCGAGUACCUGCCCAAAGGUGCCCACUCACUGUCCCUGAACGAGUUCACGGUGAUCAGGAAGAAGUUCAAGUGCCCCUACUGCAGCUUCUCGGCCAUGCACCAGUGCAUCCUGAAGCGGCACAUGCGCUCCCACACCGGGGAGCGGCCUUACCCCUGUGAAAUCUGCGGGAAGAAGUUCACACGGCGCGAGCACAUGAAGCGCCACACGCUGGUCCACAGCAAGGACAAGAAGUACGUGUGCAAGGUGUGCAGUCGUGUGUUCAUGUCUGCUGCAAGCGUGGGCAUCAGGCACGGCUCUCGGCGCCACGGCGUGUGUGCAGACUGCGCUGGCCGUGGUGUGGCCGGGCCUCAGGACCAUGGAGGUGGGGGUGGCGAGGGCUCCCCGGAGGCACUGUUCCCGGGCGAUGGGCCCUUCCUGGAGGACCCCGAGGAUGCACGUGGCGAGGGCGAGGAGCUGGGUGAGGACGGUGAGGGCCCAGCCCAGGAGGACACGCUGCUUGGGGACAGGGAUGAGGAGGAUUCACCGCGGCCCCACAGCCCCUCAGGGGCCGACAAGGACUUCACCUGGAUCUCCUAGACCCACCCCACAGUCUGCCUGCGUGCAUCUCUCCAUGGGUCUCCACUCUGGGGCCACACUUGACCCCUCAUGGCCCUCCUCUGGGGUCCCCCGUGGGCUAAGAAACCAGCCCUGUGGGAUAAGAAGCAGGUUGGACCUGGUGCAAGCGGAACCUGGGGGGCCACAGCGCAGCAAGCUUGGUAGUGGCUUUGAGCACAGUGGUGCAGGGGCAAGGCCACAGCAGGUGCAUGUGGGGCUCCCCGGGGCCUGGCUCAGGAGCCACAGUGGCCCAUGGCUAGGUCACGAAUGUGGCCGAGUCCAGGGGUCUGGGCAGGUGUCUGGCCUACCCUCGCCCUCCCCUGGGCCCAGCCUGGCCCCCUUCCUUCAGCAGCCAGGUCACUGCUGUGGCUGCAGCAGCUGUAGAAUCCAGGUGUGGUGUGCACAGAAAGCCGUGACCCUCUUUCCUCUGAGCUCUGGUGCUUACACAGUAGAGGCUGCCUUCCUCGCUGGAGGCUGAGGGCUCCAGGUGCUAUAUCUUUGGGCGAUGAGGCCAGCCUAGGGGCUGACUGGCCCCUGUGCGCCCCCUUCAGGCCAUGGCUCUGUGGUGUGCACGUCCUGGGAGCCCCUGGGGCUGCCCUGUCCAUGCCCACAGGCCCUGCUGCUCCUUGUAGGGGGGGAGGGCAGGAUCUCCUGCCCUUGUUGCUGCUAGCGCUGGAGGUGGGGUGUCCUAACUGCAGUCUGCUGCUUACACCUCCCCGCGCGGUAACCAAAUUUCUAAGUAGUCAGAGACAUAUCGAGGUAGUUACAUAAAAUUAUUUUGUUUGGCAUUAUUUUUCUCACUUGACAAUACUAUAUGGGUUGAUUUUCCUUUAGCAUGUGUUUAAGUCCUCUUGCUGUAUUUCUCAAGGGGCUCACGUGUUCUCUCCUUCUGAGUGAAAAGCAAAGGUCCUGUCUGGGGUACCCUGGCUCUGAGGGCUGGGAGACCCUAUCCAGCCGUUAGUCUGACUGUUUUUGACUGCUCUUCACUGCUGAGAUGUCCGUCUCCCACCGCCUCCUUCCUGCGCACUGCCGUGUAGUGCUCCCCAGGUGAGAGGUAGAUGCCGCUGACCCCCCCAACCUGUGCAAAGUCUCCCUGGAGUGCUGAGGAUUGGCACUAACCAGAGAGUUUCUAUUUUCUCCUUUUCUGGACUGUAAGCCAGAACGGCUUUUGCCAACGGUCAGGCAGAGUGAGUGUCCUGGACCCCAGGCCCUGAGCCCCAGCCUCCCCUUCUACAGCUCGGAGAGUGCCAGGCUGGCCCCGUGGGCACUCAGGGACCCCGCAGUCUUUGGGUUCUGUGCCACGGGGAGAAGGCAGCUUUUGUUUUUUUAAAUCGGCCACUGUUUCUACUAAUCCCAACAAGGUGCUGCAGCUGCACAUACACUUCCCUCAGCCAGAACGGGUUGCCACAUGCCUCGAGGCUGAGGCCAGAGUUUUUGGAGAAAGAGAGCCAAAACUUGUCCACACAUGGAGUGUGGGCACAGGUGCCCGGGAAGCUCUGGGCCUCUCUUCUCCCUGCCCUGGAUCUUCCUGCAGCGGGUGGGCCCUGGGGCAUGCUCCCCAGUGGGACAACACAGCCAAGUCCCUGUCCACCAAGGAAGUACCAAGCUGACCUCCUAACCUAGGCCAGCUUGAUCAGGCCUGAGAAGACUCUCAGAACUUUGGACUUCUCCCUCACUUCUCAAAUCCCUUUUCUAAACAGACUUUCUUAUACAAUGCAUUUGGAAACCAGACCUUUGCUACCAAUAGGUGUCUCUGGGUUUUGUACCAGUUGCCACCUCUCAGGCCAUCCACCCAGUACCCCCGCCCCCAGCCCACCUCCCACCAAGGGCGCCUUCGCCUCCACACUCAGGAUGUCCUACUCCCUCCCUAUCUGGACCGCCUUUGCUGACCUUUUGGGGGAUCCCGGUUGGUGCCACAGGGGCGUUUUCUUCCUUAAACCAACACUGUAUAAGACCAGGGGUCCUCUUCCCACCCCUAGUUCCCUGCGUGGCUGUGGCAGCUCAUCACGCUCACUUGCGGUUUGCCAACUGGAGAAUGUGGGGUUUGAAAGACCCCGGUGAACAUGUCCAUCUCAGGAGGCAUAGAGGGAAAAGACAGGCGUAAUGAAGGUUUUUUUUUUUUUUUUUUAACAUGACUGAUUUUUUUUUUAUCGAUGUUCAAACUAAUAAAUAUUUUUUUAUGAAGAGGAAAAAUAUGUAGAUUACAUUUCACAUUUUGUAUUUUUUGUGUGUGUCUAUUUGUAUUUUGGUGUUUGCAACACCAAGUGAAAGUACAGUCCCUUGGGGGUGGUGUUACUUCGGGGUGGGAAGGGAAACCAUAUGAUUUUUGUACUAAGCUCUGGAUCCUGACCAGGUUGUGUAUUUGAACUCUGGGUUUUAGGAAACAGAACACUGCCAGGACUAUGUAGGGACCUGACUCAGACACAGCUUACCGCUUCCAACUUUGCACAUCUUCCUUUUUAAAAAAUUGAGAAAAUGCAAAAACUGGAACUUUUUGCAAUAUUAUGAAAGAUAAUCUUAUUUUAGCUCAUUCUGUGACAUGUGCAACUCUUAAGAAAGCCAUACUUAAUGGUUGUUUUUUAUGUUUUAGAUCCUAUACUGUUUUGUAUGCAGCCCUUUUAGAACUACUUGUAGUGAGGGUGCUCUGUGUGUGCUUUUCCGAAAUAUUUAUUUUUUCAACAUGUUUUCAACCUGUCAACAAAAGCAAAACA